Corylus avellana is the source of this 652-nucleotide messenger RNA. NCBI's taxonomy places the organism in Eukaryota, Viridiplantae, Streptophyta, Magnoliopsida, Fagales, Betulaceae. The record is from RefSeq and is a predicted model, not a curated record.
CAGAUAUGACCCCUAUAAUAAUUUACCCUUUUAUUGUUUUCCUGCUGCUUUUAUUUCUCCCCAGUUUGCACUUCACCGAUGCUUCCAUCACCGAUAUUACUUGGCCUAGUAACUACACCAAUGAAGAUAGAAGAAGUAUACGGUUGGCUAUAUCCGGGAACUUAAUCAUGGAAAAUGGGACAUAUGGCUCGAACUCGGAUAACUUAACGACGUGUGGGGCCAAUCCUGUCUGCGGCAAUUUCAGCAUAUGCAAUGUGACAGACACGACUUUGGGGGCGCCGAUGGCAAUAUUGGAGCCUGUGAAUCAGCUUGCUUGAAUCAGUGCUCUUGUAUGGGUUAUUCUCAUGGUCAAGAUAAUCGCUGCCUGACAUGGAAAGGCCCUCUUAUAAAUCUGAGACAAUUCUCGGAAAACAAUACAUUAUAUACAAACGAAUUCUAUCUGAAACUUGCUGAUCGUCCGGACUUGCUUCCCAAAGACACAAACUCAACGAAUGGAACUGUAACAGAUUCAGGAUUUAAGAAUACAAAGGAUAGAGGAAAUAACCAAUUAAGGAAAAUUGUCAUUCCGACAGCAUCUUUUGCAGUCGUUGUUACAUUGGGCCUUUUCAGUUAUUAUGCGACGAGGAGAAAGCUCAGAAGGAAGGGUGAGUAA